This is a messenger RNA of Trypanosoma conorhini, 351 nucleotides long. RefSeq lists its product as uncharacterized. The coding region runs from base 1 to 351 and encodes 116 amino acids. NCBI's taxonomy places the organism in Eukaryota, Euglenozoa, Kinetoplastea, Trypanosomatida, Trypanosomatidae. The transcript has a single exon. The record is from RefSeq and is a predicted model, not a curated record.
AUGAAUCUUUUCUGCCCGCUGCUGGCAGUGUUGUGUUGUGGCUGCGUGUUUUCCCGCUGCGUACACUCGGUGGGCUGCCGCCUUUUUUUGUUAUUUCCAUCUGAUUUCUCUGCGCUGUACUCUAUUUGUUUUCCCCCUCCUCCUGCUUAUCCCUCCCUUCCUCGCUGCCUCGCAGCCCAGCGACUCUACUCUCACUCUACUGCGGCGGAUGGCGACGAUGCUGAUGGUGCGGCGCAGUGCGGUGUGCGCCCUGGCGCUCCUCGCGCUGCUGUGCGGCUUAUGCUGCACCUCCGUGUGGGCGGAUGCGACAGGGCGUGCGCCGUCCACAGUGCCGGUGCAGGUGGCGUGUAA